UGUUCAAUUGUAAAAAAACACAGGUUGCAGAGAGGCCGAGCUUGAAAGGAAAGGAGAAAAGCCUCUCUCUGGAUCCAUGGCUUCCAAGAUCGUUUCGGCCUUGGUUCUUGCGUUUCACGUCAUCGCGUUUGGUCUAGCCGUCGCCGCUGAACAGAGACGAAGCACGGCCAAGGUGGUGCAAGACACAGAACUACAGUACAACUACUGCGUGUAUGAUUCAGACAAAGCGACAGGCUAUGGUGUGGGAGCAUUCUUGUUCUUCUUGGCCGGUCAAGUCCUCCUGAUGGUGCCCAGCCGAUGCUUCUGUUGCGGCAAGCCUUUGCGUCCCGGUGGCUCUAGGGCAGGCGCCCUCGUCCUCUUCAUCGUCUGCUGGUUGUUCUUCGUGGUUGCGGAGAUCUGUCUGCUAGCGGGAUCGGUAGAGAACGCGUACCACACAAAGUACAGGACGAUGUUCAUGGACAACCCUCCCGAUUGCCAGACUCUUCGGAAGGGCGUGUUCGGUGCAGGAGCUGCCUUCGUCUUCUUCACGGCCAUUGCCUCUCAGUUUUACUACUUCUUCUACUCCAACGCCUUGGAAGCUUCUCUAUCUCCCUAUUAGCUUUAUCAACGCGCUGGUUUUUUCUUUUCCCCACAUUCUCUUUUGUUGUGUUCAUCUUAAUCAGUGUUUUACACAUUGUUAUUACAAGAAUAAUCGUGGGUUUUCCGGUUUGUUCAUUGCUGUAGCUUGUGUAGUUACUUGUAUAGAUACUGUAUUGAUGAUGAUGUCUUGGAGAUUUGCUCAAUGUAAUCACAAGUUUCCUUUCUUCUUGUUGAUA
This is a messenger RNA of Tarenaya hassleriana, 815 nucleotides long. RefSeq lists its product as uncharacterized. Lineage: Eukaryota; Viridiplantae; Streptophyta; Magnoliopsida; Brassicales; Cleomaceae. Bases 77 to 598 code for a protein of 173 amino acids. The record is from RefSeq and is a predicted model, not a curated record. The transcript has 4 exons.